This is a messenger RNA of Amborella trichopoda, 1892 nucleotides long. RefSeq names its product transcription factor TGA2.2. Gene Ontology annotation, molecular function: DNA-binding transcription factor activity; sequence-specific DNA binding. Gene Ontology annotation, biological process: DNA-templated transcription; regulation of DNA-templated transcription. The record is from RefSeq and is a predicted model, not a curated record. Lineage: Eukaryota; Viridiplantae; Streptophyta; Magnoliopsida; Amborellales; Amborellaceae.
UUAGUUAGGGUAGGAGAGAGAGAGAUUACUUGGGUUUAGUAGAGAGAGAGAGAGAGAGAGAGGAGUUUUGUCAUGUUUUAGAGCAAUAAGAUGGUGUGAGACUUUUGUAUGGCGAGUAACAACAACACCAGGAGAAUUUCAGAAGUUGGUUUAUCAGACUCAGAGCCCUCAACUCAGCAUCUUGUGUAUGGAGUCCUCCAUGGAAUCUCACCACCCUCCUCAAAUUUCAUUGAUCAGCAUGGUUCAACUGCUUAUGAUUUUGGGGAGCUUGAGGAGGCUCUUAUACCAAAGGUUUUGCAGAAUGAUGGUGAUAGAAAACCUUUAUUAGGCAUUCAUCCCCCUCCAACAUUGGAGAUCUUCCCUUCCUGGCCAGUGAGAUAUCAACCAACCCCAAGGGCCCAUUCUCAUCAGUCAGGUGAAAGUACUACUGAUUCAGGAUCAGCUCAGAAUACAGGUUCACAGUUGGAACCAGAGUCACCAGUCAGUAGUAGUCAAAAGUCGCAGCCAAACAGGCGCUCUUCUGAUCCCUCCCUUCACCAAAAGCAGGAGAGAUCAGAUAUGGCACCUGCCCCUUCUGAUUCAACUGCCCACCACCACAACCAAUCUAAAACCCUAGUUGACAAGAGAGGUGCAAGUUCAAGUACUGAGAGAGUAGGAUCCAAGACAUUAGAUGCUAAGACUCUUAGGCGGCUGGCUCAGAAUAGGGAGGCAGCUAAGAAGAGCAGACUUAGAAAGAAGGCCUAUGUGCAGCAGCUUGAAUCUAGCAAAAUAAAGUUGACCCAACUAGAACAAGACCUUCAAAGAGCCAGAGCACAGGGAUUAUUCAUAGCAGGCGCAGGUGGAGGCAGUAAUGUCAGCUCUGGUGCUGCAAUAUUUGACAUGGAACAUGCAAGAUGGAUAGAGGAGAACCAGAGGCACAUGGCUGAGCUAAGAGCUGGGCUGAAUGCCCACUUACCUGAUACUGAUUUGAGAUUGAUAUUAGAUGGGUGCUUGGGUCAUUAUGAUGAAAUAUUCAGGCUGAAAGGCAUUGCAGCAAAGGCAGAUGUUUUCCAUGUUUUUUCAGGCCUUUGGUUGACCCCUGCUGAAAGGUGCUUCCUUUGGAUGGGUGGCUUCAAGCCCUCUGAGCUCCUCAAGAUAUUGGUACCACAGCUGGAGCCAUUAACGGAGCAGCAGUUUAUAGGAAUAUGUAACCUUCAACAAUCUUCACAACAAGCGGAGGAGGCAUUGUCUCAAGGUUUGGAGGCAUUGCAUCAGUCCCUCGCUGAUACUGUGGUUGGGGGAGGUUCACUUGGUGACCCCCCCAACCACCAUGUCACAAAUUACAUGGCCCACAUGGCCAUCGCCCUUGCUAGACUUGCCAACCUUGAAAGCUUUGUUAGACAGGCUGAUAAUCUAAGGCAGCAGACACUACACCAACUUCGAAGGAUUCUAACAGUACGCCAAGCGGUGAGGUGUUUUCUAGCCAUAGGAGAGUACUAUAGCCGCCUACGUGCUCUCAGUUCUCUAUGGGCCUCUCGCCCUCGAGAGAGCAUGAUUACAUAUGGAAAUUCAAGUCAAUUGACAUCCUCUCUCCAAAUGAUUCAACAGCAACCACCCCACCAAAACCACUUCUCAACCUUUUAAACAUCCCACAAAGAAAGAAGAAACACACUACUUCCCUCAACAUGGCCAGAAAUUCUCAUAAAUUGCAAUUUUACAACCCUUAUAGUAACUUUUCUGGCUACCAACUUUUCCUUUGAGUUGGGGAGGAGGAUAAACAAUCACUUCACCUAUAAAUACAAAUUUUUGUGCAAUUCAAAAGAUUUUCUAGUGAGAGAUACUCCUCCCCAUUCUAGAGAGAUGUACCAAGUUGACUGUAAUAUUGUAUAACGACUUUUUGGUUUCUUAUGGAC